This is a messenger RNA of Linum trigynum, 3642 nucleotides long. The record is from the annotation of a GenBank genome assembly. NCBI's taxonomy places the organism in Eukaryota, Viridiplantae, Streptophyta, Magnoliopsida, Malpighiales, Linaceae.
GCACCUAUUCUGGCCAAUUUAUUUUUGUAUGGCAUUUUCGUAAUUUUUUGGGCGGCGAAAGGCCAUUUUCUUUGGAUUUUGAAAGCUACAGAUAACGGAUUCGGCCUGAGGCUAUUCUUCAACAAUGAUUAAGUCCAUUAAGCACCGAUUUGGGCGGAUUUAUUCCGGGUCAAUUUUUUUGUAGAUUCCAAAUGGGUACCAUCACAGAUUUCGGGCAAUUUUUAAGAAAUUCCAUUUUCUUUCGAUUCUGGAGGCUGCAGAUAACAGAAUUAUCCCGAGGCUAUUCUCCAUCGAUAAUGAAGUGUAUUUGAUCCUAUUCUCCACGGAUGAUAAGUCCAUUAAGCACUGAUUUGGGCCAAUUUAAUUUCGGAUGGCAAUUUCGUAAUUUUUUGGGCGACGAAAGGCCAUUUUCCUUGGAUUGUGAAGGCUUCAGAUCACAGAUUCGGCCUUAGGCUAUUCUUCACCGAUGAUUAAGUCCAUUAAGCACCGAUUUAGGCGGAUUUAUUCCGGGUCAAUUUUUGGCAGAGUCCAAUGCGGUACCAUCACAGAUUUCGCGCGAUUUUUCCGAGAUGCCAUUUUCUUUCGAUUCUGGAGGCUGCAGAUCACGGAAUCAGGCCGAGGCUAUUCUCCACCGAUAAUGAAGUCUAUUGAUCCUAUUUCUUCACGGAUCAUAUUUCUCCACGGAUCAAUAGAUUUAACGGUCAACUUCACACAUUUAAUGGUCAACUUUUAGCGUUGACCGCCACGUAAGCAAAAAUUAACGGAGCUGGACAGAGAGUGACCAAAAGUGAAUGAUUUCAGUAAACUAAAGUACCACCAAUUAAUUUAAAUAUUUCAAGUGACUUGAACGUUUUUGUAAUCUCAGUGAACAACGUAAUUAACCCUAAAAAAGAAGGGUUAAUACCUUAGUUUGGCCCGAAAUUUAGCGUAAGUGACAGUUCUGGCCCAAUUUUUCAAAUAAGACAUUUACGGCCUACUUUUGAACCCAUUGGACAGAUUUGGCCCAAAACUUUUGUUGACUGUUAAUAUUAACGGUCAAACAUUUAUUCCGUCAAUGACUCAGCAUUAAGUGCUGAAGUGGUAGUGAUGUGGCAUGCCACAUCAUUAAAUAAUAUUAAUUUUUUUAAUUCAAUUAAAAUAAAAAUGCUCUCUUACUAUCCAAUCUCCAAAUCCAAACCCUAAUCUAAAUCAACAUCAACUUCAAUAGGAAAAAGUGUCGACGAGCGGCACGAUGGGAGCCGCCCGGAACUUCCCCUGUCCCUCUCACUGCAUCCCGCCGACCCAGCUCUCUAGCAAUGCUGGGAUCCCGACCUCGAAAUCGAGCAUCCAGUCCCCCAUCAUAGCGUCGUAGACCUGGAUGCUGCAAGAAACGAAGUCGAUGUCGUCUUUCCCCUCUAGCAUCCAGUCCCCCAUCGAGCUUACAGUCCCCACUUCUAGCUACACCAAACCCAUCUCCUCCUCCUCCAAGCUUAGCUAGCUACCUCCUCCAGCUUCAGCUCCAAAUCCCUUAAUCGAAUUUUCCUGCUGCAGAACCAAUCAGAUGCCCCUCCCCAACUUUCCCAUUUCCACCCCAAAAGCAACUCUCUUUUAGCUACCUAGGGAAAACCCAAAUAAUUAAUUUCCACCGCACAAAAGAAAAGAAUGGAUCCGGUAACGGCCCACGGCCAUUCUCUCCCACCGUCGUUCCACACCAGAGACUUGAGAGGAUGGUUUCAGGGGAACGAAUUAAUUUUGAUGUUGAUGGGAAUUUCUUUUAGGGUUACGUUUAUGUUGCCGGCGAUCUGGAGAAUGGAUUGGAAGAUUUGGUUGCAGGUGUACAGGGCUUCCUCGCAGGGGUCCUCGUUCUGCGUGAUGCAAGUUCUACAGACCGAACAGGAAAGCCGGAAUCUCACCGAAGAAGAAGUUCCCUUGCAUUAGGGUUUGGAUUUGCGGAUUUGGGGGAUUCGAAUGAUAAGAUGAUUUUUUUUAAUUUUUAAUGUAAUUUAAUUAAAUAAUAAAUUAAUACUAUUUAAUGAGGUGGCAUGCCACAUCACUGCCACUUUAGCACUGGAUGCUGAGUAAUUGACGGAAUAAAUGUUUGACCGUUAAUAUUAACAGUCAACAAAAGUUUUGGGCCAAAUCUGUCCAAUGGGUUCAAAAGUAGGUCGUAAAUGUCUUAUUUGAAAAAUGGGGCCAGAACUGUCACUUACGCUAAACUCCGGGCCAAACUAAGGUAUUAACCCAAAAAAAAACCUUAUAUCAUCGUUAUGCAAAAACUUAAUUACGAGAUUGUUGAAUACCAAUGAUUGGGCCCAUUACUGGCCCAUGCUUCGUUAGUGUCACCAUGAAAAAAGGCUAGGGCCCACCAAGCCAGAACACGAAAAUGGCGAGAAGUGCAAGCAUAACCUAUUUGGGUAACUAAACUAGAUGAAGGCCCAUUGUCUGCUAACUUGGUAUGGGCUUGGUCUUAGUAGAUGGGCCCGUUCGUCAUUUUUACCCAAAAAGACCCCAUUCCACCCAUCUUUACCCAAAAAGACCCAGGCCAGCCAGCCAGUGCAGCGGCCGGCCUUCCGCCUCCUGCAGGCAAUCAAUUCAAUGUAUUUGCAUGCACCUCCGUAAUAAAUUCCUGCACCAAAAUGGUAAACUUGUUUUUUACUCUGCGGUAUAUAAUUUCCCCCUUUAUUUCGUCAAAACAGUUGAUAUGUCUGCAUCAGUUAGGUUAAAAUAUCAAGACCUGCAGGAACAAUUAGAGAGCCUUGUCUUCUCUGUUUCUUGUUUUGGUACAAAGAGGAGGGUAAGAGUUUAAACAUCUUACGUUUAAUCUUUAAUUUUUUGGUAGAAUACGUUUAAUCUUUAAGGUAAAAAGAAGUUGUAACGCAUUAAAGUAACCAAAGGGGGUAAAAACCUGUUCUUCUUCUUCUUUGUAAUAAGAAUUAUUAUGUAUUGGCGAGUAUAUGUAGGAUGACAAGGUAACUAUGUGAGGGUUUGGACGAGUUCUUUUAUACCAUAUCAUCAUUUCCAAAAUAAAUAAAAACUUCUAAAUUCUAAUAGUCCCCAUGUGAGAAGGAAUUUUCCAACCACAUCCGCGAUCAUAUCCACAAUUUGUGGAUAUUGACGAGUGAUACCCGCUCGAUCUAUAUAUCCAAUAUUACUAUACAUAUAAUUAAUAUAACGAAAUUUUUGUAAACAUGUAAAAUUUGUUGUUAUAGCAUCAAAUAGAUCUAAAAAAUCAUAUAAAGUUCACCAAGUUAUAAUCAUUCUUCAUUCAAAUGAUUCAAAGCAUUUCAUCCUACAACAUCUAUUGAAUCUUUAAUACAAUCACAAUUUUUAGCAUCCAAUCAUCAGUUUUUUGGGUAAUGUCUAUUUAUUAUCCAUAUCCUUUUCGGAUUCUUUUAUUUUAGCAAAAUCAAUUGAAAUACUAAGAAUUAGCCUAACGUUUUGUAACACGUCAAAGUAUUAGCCAUUUUAUGUUAUCGUUAAUAAUUUUUAAUUCUUUUCUUAGUUAAAAUACUAAAAUUUUGGAAUGUUGACCUCCAUGUGUUUCUUUCAAGUCAGUAUCAUGUUGUCAAGUCAAUAUUACUAACAAAAUAGCUAAUUGGAUGUUAACAUUUGGAUAAUUAUUAGUAAUUCAACUGGUCUGGCUAAUAAAAAAGAAUCUGAAAA